GGUGGGGGUACUUCACAGCUGAGAUUUGGGGCUCCCAGCGGCGUCAUGCAGAGCCGAUCAUUGUCUCUCUCACACUUUCUAACUAGCAUUUCACAACAUGCAGACAGCGGAUCGAGCCGUACGCAGCAGCAGCAGCAGCAGCAGAUUUGCCCUCGAGGCUUCUUUCCUCCCCGACGUCGACCAUAACUAACAAUUUGGAUUCAGCGCUCGGAUGAGGGCAAUUACUGGCAAUAAUCUAUCAUAAUGUCUCCUUUCCGAUCGACUGAUAGUCUAAUAAGUGAAGCAAUGGCUGCACAGAUCUGAGUCCACCCCGUGUGAGAGAAGUGUUGCUUGUUUUAAAUUCAAACGAGAAAAAAAGAAAAGAAAAAAGGCACUUUGAUUUCAACGAGGAUCGGAUCGGUGGACACCAUGCACAGAUCAGCGGAUUUUACACUCAGAAAGCCGCUGAGUACGUUUGAUUUGGGAUUACUGUGACACACGCAGGUUUCUUCUUUUAAGGGGGAUUUUUUUUUUUUUUUUUAGUAGGAGUCUGCUUCCUUUCGCUCCUGUUCGCUGUCCUCCGGAUCCUGCAGGACUCCUGAGUCGCGGAGAGCCCAUGCAGUCGCCAAGGGAGAGGAGUGAAGUGCGACCCCGAGCUGGAUGGAUGGUUAUGGGGGAAAGAGGAAGACCCUCGGCGCUUGACGUGUGCAGAGUCCUAGUCGUGUUUCUCUCACUCUUCCCCUCUGUGAGUCUGCAGUGCAAGAUCCUCAAGUGUAACUCUGAAUUUUGGGCCUCCACGUCGAACUCUGGCCCGGAGGAGGAGUUUUGCACGGCACUGCGAGCGUACAACAGCUGCGUGCGCCGGACGGCUCGAACCUGCAGGGGCGACCUGGCUUACCACUCCGCCCAGCAUGGCAUAGAAGAUCUAAUGAGCCAACACAACUGCUCCAAGGAGGGGCCAACGUCGCAACCUCACGCCCGAACCCCAAUUCCACCUCCAUCCCCGCCGCUCCUACCCGACAGCCAGGAGCGCUCGGAUGGCCCGGAAGUGUGCCACUACGAGCGCAGUCUGGCGCGCAACACGGCCCCGCCUAACUAUACCCACUGCGGCUUCUUUGGAGACCCCCAUCUCCGAACCUUUGGAGAUGAUUUCCAGACGUGUAAGGUUGAAGGAGCUUGGCCGCUCAUCCACAACAAAUACCUGUCUGUCCAGGUGACCAACACUCCUGUGGUGCCGGGUUCAAUGGCGACUGCCACAAGCAAGCUGACAAUCAUCUUUAAGAACUUCCAAGAAUGUGUGGACCAGAAGAUGUACCACGCAGAGACGGACGAGCUACCCGCCGCGUUCGCCGACGGCUCUAAGAACGGAGGGGACCGCCACGGGGCGAACACCCUGCGCGUGGUUGAGAAGGUUCCGGGGCAGCACGUGGAAAUCCAGGCAAGGUACAUCGGGACGACCAUCGUCGUGAGGCAAGUCGGCCGCUACCUGACCUUCGCGGUGCGGAUGCCGGAGGAGGUCGUGAACUCCGUGGAGGAAGGCGACAACCAGGACUUGUACCUGUGUCUUCACGGCUGCCCCGCCAACCAACGCAUCGACUUCAGGAGCGUCCGGGCUCGAGCGGCCGAGUCUCAAGGCGCCAGCAGGACAAGGGGCAGCAGCUUCACCUACCAGUCGGCCAAGGCCAAGUGCAAAGAGCGGCUCCCAGUGGAGGACCUGUACUUUCAGUCCUGUGUGUUCGACCUCCUGUCCUCUGGAGACAUAAACUUCACCAUGGCCGCCUACUACGCCUUUGAGGAUGUAAAAAUGCUCCACUCAAACAGCAAGAGAUACCACCUCUAUGAAAAGGAUGCUUUCAUGAGCGGUGCGGCACAGAGGGGCUUCCUCUCACUCUUCUUCCUCAACCUCCUCGCUGUGUUAUCGUGGAGUUUGUGCUGCUCAGUUCAUCUAUAGUCCCUUUACAAACGAUUCCCUCAUGGACGUAUUUUCAGUGAGUGUUUGAGUACCAUCACUGUGUCAUUCAUUGGCUCCUUUCUGCUGCUCUGGGUCUGUGACGUGACCAGUGGCCUGCCUGCAGGCUCAGUCCCAGCUCUGAGUCUCAUUGUUUGGUGUUAUUGUUGUGUUUUGACUUCAGUCGAAUGACGGGGCGAGUUCACCGCGGUCUCAUCUAUCAUCGUGUGUAUUUAGCAGGUUCAUAGCGCUGGUCUUUGAUGGGCGCAGCGGUGAGAGAGAGCCCUGCGACUUCCAGAGCUCAGGACAUCCACCUGGGAUUAAAUCCACAUUCUCACCGGGGCUGCAUGCCUAUGGGAAUCCAGACAAGAUGAUCUUUUGCAGAAAGAGGAGUUUGCUGAUCCUGCCACCGGCUGAUCCCCCCCCCCCCCACUCCUCAUUGGUGCUGAGCCAGUGAAGCUCUCUUUGGCUCAUGUGGUGGAGCUAGAGGACCUGACAAGGCCUUUUGUCAACCUAAGGCCAGAAAGCAGCUCCAUGUUUGAUUAGUUUCCAGCUUUGGAAAAGCCUGAGCCUUUUUUUGGAGGAAGCACUCAGCCAAAAGGAUGUCAGAGCAGCGUCUCCAGUCGUCUGCAGUCGAGAUUAAUGGGUCAUAUUGUUCGGUUGUGUGUGUGUGUGUGUGUGUGUGUGUGUGUGUGUGUGCGUGCAUUACUACAAUACGUGUGCAGAAUUCAGAGUCUGUUGUUAAUUUUGUGUGUUCGUGCGGGUGUAGUGGUUCCCAGAAAUGAGAUAACCAAACUUCAGUUGGAAGAAAUCUUUCAAGGUCUUUGUGUUGCACCCAAAAUUUCAGAAAUAGAGAGGAAGAGGCACUCUGCAGUUUUGUUAAAAAAUUGGACUCUUUUUUUAGCCGGUGGAGCUAAUCCCCAACAAAGGGAAUAUAAAUAAUGUCUUCUCAUCUGUUAGUCGUUUUUCAGUGUCACACAGCCUUUCACUCCCAUUGUUUGAGCUGAGAUGUUGAUCAGUCAGUGUUUUGUAGUCUCAGUCGGUAAUGUGAAUGUACAGUAUACAUAAAAAGCAAAGGGCGACCUUAACAACGGCACUCCAGAGCGUUUACAGAUUUUAUAAUCCGACCAGUCAAACUACGACAACCUCCUCUGAAAGCAUUUUUGUGAAUUUAACUUUCCACUUGUCAAGUCGUUGCAAACAGUGGCGUUUAGUAGUACUAGCUGUAAAGAAGUCAGUUUAGCAUAAUAUAGACUUCCAGUGUGCUGACCUGACCGUGGCUUAGUGCGUAAAUGAUAAGCAUAUGUCUGUAGACGUGAUUUCAUGGCUUAAGUCAUUGCCAAAGAACAAGCCCUCGUGCCAACAUUUCCACAACAGCUGAAUUUUUCACCCUUCGGUCUUAAAACGACUCACUUUAAGGGCGAUUCUUAACUGUGUUGAACUUGUCUUUGUCAGAGUAAAAUGACUAACACACAUUAAAAAAACAGCUACUUUUAGUUCAGAUUAUUUGCAGUUCCACCUUUUUCUUUUUCUUGUGUUUCAUGCUAACACUCGUCACCACGAGACGUUUCCAUUUGAAACGCAGCUCUCAGCUGCAGUUUCUGGUAUUGUGUACGUCAGUCCUGGAGAUACUGUUAGUAUUCUCGGGCACAGAUUUACAUUCAUUCGUCCUUUUACACUGAAGUAUUUGGCAGGCCUUACUACUGCUAUUAGGAAUAUGUAUGGGUGCAGUUUAAUAACACACAAAAAAAAAAAAUCUUUAAACAGAUGAUUGUAAUGUUGAAACUUUGUGUUAAUAGAUGUGAUUUGUGUUGUGAGUUCUACAGUCAACAGUUCUACAUGUGUAAUGUGAGAUUGUACAUAUGUUUUGUGAGUUUAAAUUUGUAUACUACCAGUUGUGUUGAAUUGAACACUCCAGUUUUUGUACAUCAGAUGUUUUGGUGAAUGUGAACCUUUUUUUAUUUUUUUUUUAUUUUACAAAGCAAUUUUUGCAAAAAACAUGAACACCACAGAACAAAAUCUUCUGCACUAAAUACACAAACUUGUGUUUUUUCUUUUUUAUUUAACCAGGUAAUUAAUCCAUUGAGAUCAAGAUCUCUUUCACAAGGGUGACCUGGCCUAAGAGGGCAGCAGCACACGUCAUAAUAAAAAGUACAUGAUUAAGAAACAGUUUUCAAACUGUAGUUGUAGUGAGGUAAAGUCAUUUCUGUUUACUCAUUGGUUGGUAAUUUAAAAACACUUUGUUCAAUGCAAUCAGCUUACAUAUAAAGGGAAUGUAGGAACGUGUUAUGUGUUGUUCAUGUUUUGGAGUUUAAAGCACUUUAUGUUUACAUUUUUAUUCAGCUCUUAUUUUUCAAAUUUGUCAGACUGGUGAAAAAGAUUUAGAAAAACAAACAAACUGAAUGGGAAAUGCCAGACAGAUCAAACCGUGUUGUAAUGUAAAGAAAAUGUUGUGCUACAUGCCAGCUGUUUAUAAUGUAAAUUAUUUAUUGAAUAAAAGAAAAUGUCUUUAA
Messenger RNA from Labrus bergylta (ballan wrasse), 4440 nucleotides. It is a transcript of the gene rgma, whose product is annotated as repulsive guidance molecule BMP co-receptor a. The record is from RefSeq and is a predicted model, not a curated record. NCBI's taxonomy places the organism in Eukaryota, Metazoa, Chordata, Actinopteri, Labriformes, Labridae. Gene Ontology annotation, molecular function: coreceptor activity. Gene Ontology annotation, cellular component: plasma membrane. Gene Ontology annotation, biological process: BMP signaling pathway.